Humulus lupulus (European hop) is the source of this 1250-nucleotide messenger RNA. Its product is annotated as rop guanine nucleotide exchange factor 3-like. The record is from RefSeq and is a predicted model, not a curated record. Lineage: Eukaryota; Viridiplantae; Streptophyta; Magnoliopsida; Rosales; Cannabaceae. Gene Ontology annotation, molecular function: guanyl-nucleotide exchange factor activity. The coding region runs from base 324 to 1250 and encodes 308 amino acids. The transcript is spliced from 5 exons.
UUCUACACCACCAUCCAUCAACAGGUAUUUAUAUGUUCGUUACCUUUACUGGCUUGUUAAUGAAAUUACAGAUUUUUCACUCUCUAAACUAUUAUUUCGCUCUAAAAGUUCUGUGCUUUUUUUUCUUAGAUUUUUUCUCUUGUUUCUUCUUUAUCUUCUCUCUUGAAUCUAUAAGUAUUGCUAUAUAAAUUUGAGCUUCUGUAACUGACUGUUGAUAUAUUGCGCAGUUAAAGUUUGAUAUUUGGGAAUUUGGGUUCUCAGGAUGGUGAAGCUAACAAUGAUUGCUCGGGUUACUGACGGUCUUGCACUAGCAGAGGGACUCGAUGAUGGCCGUGAUAUUAGAGAUGUUGAAUUUUACAAACAGCAAGUCAAAGCUUUGUUUAAGAACCUCUCAAGAGGCGAAAAUGAGCCGUCAAGGAUGUCACUUGAAACUGGGCCUUACAUCUUCCAGUAUCCUUGUGUGUUGUGUCUCUGUUGUCCCCUCUAUUUGCUCGUUCAUUAUUUCAUUAAUUAUUUGUUACAUUGAAAUUUUCGCGAAUUUAUUUAUUAUCAUACAGAAUUUUCAAUUAAGACACUCAAAUAGUGGUGACUCUUUUGCUUACUGUCGGACUAAUUCAGAGACCUCUGCCUUUUCUGAGCCUACAGAUGAUCAAAGCUAUUCAAGUGAGCCUUUUCCUUCAUGUUGGCACGCCUUGAAGUCCUUAAAGUCUGGCGCCGGAGUUAAUAACCAUUCUGUUCUUACCAGACUAGGCAUGAAGCAACACGAGUCUCUAGUUGGUGAUCACAAACUCAAUGAUCAAGAAGUGUUGGAUUCAGAACUUGAGUUGAUGAAAGAAAGAUUUGCAAAACUUUUGCUCGGUGAAGACAUGUCCAGGAGUGGGACUGGAGUUUGUACUGCAAUUACUAUCUCAAAUUCCAUAACCAAUUUCUAUGCUACUGUUUUUGGACAAAAUUUGAGACUAGAGCCUCUAAAUUCUGAGAAGAGAGCUAAGUGGAAGAGAGAAAUGGACUGCCUUCUAUCUGUAUGUGAUUGCAUAGUAGAAUUCAUCCCCGCCACAUCACAAAAUUUGAGAGAUGGAACAGCCUUAGAGAUAAUGACAAGUAGACCAAGAGCUGAUAUUUAUAUAAACCUGCCAGCUUUGAGAAAGCUUGACACAAUGCUUAUUGAAAUAUUGGACAGUUUCCAAGACAGAGAAUUCCGGUAUGCAGAACAAAGAAUUUCAAUUCUUUCUUUAUUUUUUUUCAAGUGA